This is a messenger RNA of Cooperia oncophora, 1176 nucleotides long. The record is from the annotation of a GenBank genome assembly. NCBI's taxonomy places the organism in Eukaryota, Metazoa, Nematoda, Chromadorea, Rhabditida, Trichostrongylidae.
AUGGUGCCUUUAGCAGAAAAACUGAAUUUUAACAACCUUAAUGUGGAAUUGAUGAAAUAUUUGGCCAGACUUCAAGGAGCAGAUGAACACGGCGGUAUCCGAACGAAUACCACAAUUUGCCUAGGAAAAAUUGCGAGUUACCUGGACCCAUCAAAGCGACAAAUGAUUCUUUUAAGCGCCUUCGCAAGAGGAAUGAAGGAUCCGUUCCCUCCUUCUCGACUGGCCGCUGUCCUAGCUUUAUCAGCCACUCAACAGUUCUACACACUUGUUGAAGUUGCUAAUCGUGUACUGCCCGCUCUUGCGCCGUUGACAUGUGAUCCAGAGAAACAGGUCCGGGAUCAAGCAUUCAAGGCCAUCAAAGGCUUCAUGGAGAAUUUGGAGAAGGCGAGCGAACACCCAGAAUUGAUACCAGAAAUCGAGUCACAAGUGAAAGCUGGUGGUCGGUCAUUACUCAACAGUGACAAGGUUCCUCAAUGGGCGAGUUGGGCCCUGAAAUCACUCUCUGGAAAAUUCUACAAAGGAAACCCACCACCAGAAAAUCGUCCAGCUGCUUCUCCAGCUCCAGAUUCAAACACUACUUCCAGGGACUGCAGACCGGCCAGCAGGUCAGUUGAGAUUUGGCGGGAUGCAUCAGCGGAAACCAAGAAGCCUAUUCAACCAGAGCCAUCACCUGAUGUUGAUGGUUGGGGUGAACUGGAGGAUACUGCGGACAUAGGUUCGAUUGAUGAAUGGGCAGAUGCCAUGGAGCCACCAGUUCCUUUGAAAAUGGAUGAUGAUGAAGACUGGACAGGCGGUUGGGAAGCUCUUAAGCCUACUACGAUCUCUCCUACUCCUCCAACGCUACAAAAGCCUUCUCCAACAUUCGGCUCGCCAAUGGUUGCUAUCGAUCCUCCACCGAAGCGAGUUGUUCCAGAAAAGAAGACGACAGGAGGUUUGAAGUUGGCCCCCUCAAAGCCGAAAGCUGCAGCAGUUGACGAUAUUGACUCUUUACUUGGAAUCAAACCUACCAGUGGAACCGGCUCACCAAGUCUGACAGCAAAGAGCACGAGCUCAACGUUAACCGGCUGGGGAGAUUUUGGCGGUGGAAGUCGUAACAAACAGGACGACUGGGGAGCCGAUUUGACAGCACUAGCAAAACCUCUGGCCUUGGCAAGUCUUGGACCGAAUAAAGACAAA